AAUCAGCUGUGCCAUUUCCGACUCGAAUAAGUUAAAUUAACAAUUUGUCCGCAUUUUCCUUAAUUAUAGGAGACCUGAGGCACAAUGCCGUGCUUUAUGUGCACCCAUAAUGUAGAUAACGCCAUCAGCAAUAUCAAAUUCGAUUCCGUCGAAGCUGACUCACUUGGAUUAAAGCAAAUAAUUGAAAAACACUUUUGGUUGCGGUUUACUGAUCCAGUCAGUGGAUACGUGUGCGGAUCAUGCUGGGAACAAUUGUUGCUGUUUCACAACUUCUAUUUAACCGUGGAGAAUGCCCACAAAGCGCUCGCCGCACUGGCAACAAAGCAGCCCGAGGAGACCGAGGAGAGCAGCACUCCAACAGCCGUGGUUGCGGCCGUUUAUGGCGGCGCUGUAAAGGAUGAGAACGAGGAGAGCGUGGCAGCUGCCGUGAAGCGCAGGCGUGGGCGUCCACGCAAAACGCCUGUCGCUGCCAAUGACGAGGAAUUUCAGAACGUGCUGGAGCAGAUCAAUUUAAAUGAGAUUAAAAUUGAGUAUCCCGAGGCAGAUUUGACCAUCGCAGAUGUGCUGGAGGAUCAGGAGGAGCAAGACUUUGAGUCACACAGUGGCUGCGCAACGGAAGAUGACGAGGACGAACUGGAGGCGCCCAAACCGACUAUCACUCGCAAGGCUCGUGGACAGGCCCGCGGGCGUGGCCGUGUGCGGCUCGCAGAGAAGCCAAAAAAAGCCCCCGUAUACAAUCAGCAGAAGUCGAGCGAGUUCAAUGACUACAUCAAGCAGCACUACAAGAUGCAGUGUCCCGUGUGCAAUGCCCCCAUGGAGGGUUUCUCAGAUAUGCUCGUACACGUGCGGCGGGAGCAUCAUCAGCGCGGCUACGCCGUCUGCUGCAAUCGAAAGUUUAGGAAGCGCGGCGUACUGGUUGACCAUCUGCGCCGGCACGAGGAUCCCGACCUCUUCAAGUGCACAAUCUGCGAUCGCGUCAUGGGCCAGCGGCGCAGCCUUGAACUCCACAUGCGAAUGCACAGCGCCAAGUCGCAGGGGCGGCUCUACCAGUGCGAUCAUUGCUCGAAGAGCUUCUACAGCGCCGUCGUCUGUGAACGCCACAAACUAACGCACAUUCCCAAGGAGCAGUGCCAGGUGAAGUGCACCAGCUGCGACAAGACCUUCCCCACCCAAUACACCAUGCAGCAGCAUUUCAAGCUCGUGCACUUGAAUUUAUAUGCCAAGAUCUGCGACGUUUGCGGCAAGUCGAUACGCGGGCGGGAAGCACUCGUCCGGCACAUGAAGGAGCACACGGGCGCACCGCAGGCCACCAUCGAGUGCCAUUUGUGCGACUCCAAAUUGACCACCAAAUACGGCCUGGCGCGUCACAUCAAAAUGAUGCACACUCUCGAGAAUCUACAGCCGAUGCAGUGCGAGCUUUGCCUCAAGGUUUCACCCAGCCUGCAGGCGUACCAGCACCACCUGAAGUACACCCACAACACGGCACGCAAUCAUCAGUGUCCGAUGUGCGAGAAGGCCUUCAAGCGACCCAACGAAUUGCGGGAACACUUGACAACGCACACGGGCGAGGUGCUGUACACCUGUCCCCACUGCACGCAGACCUUCAACUCGAAUGCCAACAUGCAUGCCCAUCGCAAGAAGGUGCAUCGGAAGGAGUGGGAGGAGCACCGCCGGCAGCGCUUGGUGCGGGGACGCAAAAAGGAUUCAAUCAUUGCAGCCAGCGUGCGCAAGACCACCGCGGGCAGGGAGGACGGCAGUGCAGAGCCACAGUCCACGGCUGUCGAGGCACUAGCUAGUCCUCCUGCAGCGGAGGAGUGCUAACACAGUGGCGCAUAAUAAAGCGAAAAGUAAUUUCUGUUCAAAGAACUGCGAGAAUCGAUGUGUAAAGUGGGGGCUGGGCGACUGUAACCGGCUGUAACUGGUUCGCGGAUUGCACCCUGAUCAUCUCGAACUGGUAUAACGGACAUCGACGCUGCCUUAUCAGCGAUUAAGGUCGAGUCUGGUAAUCACUUUUUAUUAUAUUUUCAUGCCGCGAGCACAUAUAGCACAUGGCUCUGUGGCUCAAGCUGGCUUCAGACACUCGAACCGGUUUGGUUUGGUUUUUUAAGUGGAUCUGCUCCACGUCUUAUCAACGGAUUGGAUUGGCAUUAUCAUGCUCAGUUCAAAGGUACCAUCGAUCGGCGUGUGUGUUUAUGUCGUUUUUUCUAGUCUCAUGCAGAAUGCUUGAAAUCUGUGCCA
Messenger RNA from Drosophila subobscura, 2238 nucleotides. RefSeq names its product transcription factor grauzone. The transcript is spliced from 4 exons. NCBI's taxonomy places the organism in Eukaryota, Metazoa, Arthropoda, Insecta, Diptera, Drosophilidae. Gene Ontology annotation, molecular function: DNA-binding transcription factor activity, RNA polymerase II-specific; zinc ion binding; RNA polymerase II transcription regulatory region sequence-specific DNA binding. The record is from RefSeq and is a predicted model, not a curated record. Bases 85 to 1821 code for a protein of 578 amino acids. Gene Ontology annotation, biological process: regulation of transcription by RNA polymerase II. Gene Ontology annotation, cellular component: nucleus.